Acanthopagrus latus (yellowfin seabream) is the source of this 4726-nucleotide messenger RNA. It is a transcript of the gene far1, whose product is annotated as fatty acyl CoA reductase 1. NCBI's taxonomy places the organism in Eukaryota, Metazoa, Chordata, Actinopteri, Spariformes, Sparidae. The coding region runs from base 1 to 1554 and encodes 517 amino acids. Gene Ontology annotation, cellular component: peroxisome. Gene Ontology annotation, biological process: long-chain fatty-acyl-CoA metabolic process. The record is from RefSeq and is a predicted model, not a curated record. Gene Ontology annotation, molecular function: alcohol-forming very long-chain fatty acyl-CoA reductase (NADP+) activity. The transcript has 12 exons.
AUGGUGAACAUCCCAGAAUACUAUGCAGGGAAAACUGUGCUGAUCACUGGAGCGACAGGCUUCAUGGGCAAGGUGCUGCUGGAGAAGCUGCUGAGGUCCUGUCCAGGAGUCAAAGCUGUCUAUGUGAUGGUCAGGUCAAAAGCUGGUCAGAGCCCUCAGGCCCGCAUUGCUGACAUGAUCAACUGCAAGUUGUUUGAAAGAUUGCAAGAAGAGCAGCCGGGCUUUGGGGAGAAGAUCAUAGCAGUGAACAGUGACCUCACACUGCCAGAGCUGGCUCUCAGUAAAGAGGAUCAGAGCGUCCUGGCUGAAAACAUUAACAUCGUCUUCCACUGUGCCGCCACCAUUCGCUUUAAUGAGCCGCUCAAAGAUGCAAUGCAGCUGAAUGUCCUGGCCACCCAGAAAAUGCUGGCACUGGCUCACAAGAUGAAGCACCUGCAGAUCUUUAUUCACAUCUCCACAGCCUACGCCAACUGUGAUCGAGAGCUCAUUGAGGAAAUUGUCUACCCUCCCCCAGUUGACUACCGCAGACUCAUCGACUCUCUGGACUGGAUGGAUGACGAGCUGGUGUCUGUAAUGACUCCUAAGCUGAUCAAGGAGCGUCCCAACACCUACACCUACACCAAAGCCUUGGCUGAGUAUCUGGUACAGCAGGAGGCUGGAAACCUCAAUGUAGCCAUCAUUAGACCAUCCAUAGUAGGAGCAAGCUGGAAAGAGCCUUUCCCAGGUUGGAUUGAUAACUUCAAUGGACCUAGUGGAAUAUUUAUUGCAGCUGGAAAGGGCAUCCUACGUACGAUGAGGGCAUCUAAUGAUGCAGUGGCUGACCUGGUGCCUGUGGACGUGGUCAUCAAUGCCACACUGGCUGCAGCUUGGUACUCUGGAUCACAGGCAGUCAGCAGACCUAGAAACAUCCUGGUUUACAACUGCACAACUGGUGGCAUCAACCCGUUUCACUGGGGGGAAGUUGAGUACUGUAUAAACAUGACCUUCAAGACCAAUCCCUUAGAGCAGGCCUUCAGAAGGCCCAAUGUCAAUCUGCGCUCCAACCCCUUUACUAAUCAGUACUGGACCACUGUCAGCCACACGCUGCCAGCUCUGCUCUAUGACGGCUAUCUCAUGCUGACAGGCCGCAAGCCCCGGAUGAUGAAGACAAUCACUCGCCUCCACAAAGCCAUGAUGGUCCUGGAGUAUUUCACCAGUCACUCCUGGGUGUGGAACACUGACAAUGUGACCAUGCUGAUGGCCCAGAUGAGCCCUGAAGAUAAGAAGGUAUUCAAUUUUGAUGUUCGUCAGCUCCACUGGGCAGAGUACAUGGAAAAUUACUGUAUGGGCACCAAAAAAUACGUCCUGAAUGAAGAGCUGUCGGGCCUGCCUGCUGCACGCAAACACCUCAACAAGCUGAGGAACAUCCGCUAUUCCUUCAACACCAUCCUGGUGGUGCUCAUCUGGCGCGUUUUCAUCGCCCGAUCCCAGAUGGCCAGAAACAUCUGGUAUUUCGUGGUGAGCCUCUGCUUCAAAUUCCUCUCCUACUUCAGAGCCUCCUCCACCAUGAGAUAAUGAGGCUGGGAGGGGGUGGCAGGCAGCAAAGCAGAGGGAGAAGAAAUGAGGAAGUGCUGGAUAUGGACGAUGAGAGGUGCCGGAGCUCAAAGCCCUUCAGAUGGUACCAUGCUGUCUGUCUCUGGUCUUUGCACCGACACUUAAGGAUUAAAUGGAACCAUUAAACCCGUGGACAAAGAACGAGCUACUGGACGAGCGUGGAGUCAAAAUGAUGCAUAUCUUGGAUCUAUCUAGCAUUUCUUUAAAUACGGAGGGCAUGGAUUUAUCUCACAAUGUACAACACUCAGACUAACAGCACUUCAACUAGUUGAAGCAGGACUACAUGCCCCUCUUCUGUUCAUUUUCAGUCAGUCCGGUCCCUCUUUGUGUCAGAAUUACCCCUCCAGUCUUUUAAGCACCAGAGCACCCAAACCUGCUCCAUCUCGGUUGUCUGCUUGCCUGGCUGCCUGCUAAACAAAGCUAUGCAUUGGAUGAUGCUGUGCUGCAACAAUUCUCAGCUAGUUUUCAGCCUAGUAGGUCCAAGCUUCCCCUUCUGUAUAUGUAAUCUUUGAAAAUAAGCACUCCAGCUGCUGUGUCAGCUGUAUUUGGCUGCUGUCACCUGAAAACAAAACUUUGUUUUCCUUUUCUUUUUUUUUUUUGUUCUUUCAUUGGGCUGUGUGGGAUCCUUGUCAAUUUUGUGCCCUGUUGAAAUGUUUUAAAAACCUGUUACAAAAAGGUUUUCAUCUGACAGCAGCUGCACUCAGCAUCCAGGGGGUUGGAGCUGGUUUUGCACAUUAGGUUGGAGGCAGUUGAAGGGUAAGUCUGUGCUGACUCAGUGAAGGCUCGUUCAGGGACAGGCUGGCCUAAGAAUCAUUGUUUAAUCUGUGUCUUGCCCUCCUAACCCCAUCCCUAAGACCAAAGCCAUUUCAACCAAUGUUUAUGACAGUUGCACUGACAGCUUGGUGUAAAGAGAAAGUUGACAGUGAAGUUAUUGGGGGUGGGGGGGACUUGCUCAUACUGAUCCAUGUCCCACCAAGAGUUGUCAUUGACUGUCUUUCAUUCUUCAGGCUUUGCAAAGACAGAACAAUAAUUUACUCUCCUCUAAGUCCCCAAUGAACUGCAGUGGCUAGUUCCCUAAUUCCUACCAAGCACAAUGCAGAUUGUAACACGGUGGCUUUAUCCAGUGCCUACUAACUGAUCAUUCUUGCAUCAGCAGAUCUUGAAACUCAAGCUUCUUCUUCUACAGGUUCCUUUUUCUUGACAUGUCUGAAGGUCAUUUGUGACUGUCCUGAAGCUACUUUUGCCAAAAUACCUCUUAGCUAACAGACUUGUAGCUCAGUAGAGGAUGAGACAAGUGGAGUUGAGGGGAGAGAUAAAGUCACUUUUGGCUUUCUGCAUUAUGCCUGACAAUUUAAAUUGCUUUGAGAACUGGUUAAAGAUAGUGAGUCAUGGAUAUACACUAUAGGCGGUGACUCUCAUUCAUUGGUCUUUGUUAGUACACUACUUUUCAGGUAGCUCGAAGUGUAGCUCACCAUCUUUGUGAAAGGUUUUGUUACUUCACUUCAGUCAUUUUCCUUUUUCUAACUAUAAUAGGUCAUUUUUCAUAUUUGUGUACAUUUUCUAUCUCUAAUGCCUCUGUAAAUACAUCGCCUUCAGCCUUCAGCCUUCAGCGAUGUCACUCAGGUGCUUUGUUGCAUUGUGGGUAAUGUGGACACCAGGUUUCAGAAAGCAGUCGACUGGUCCAGUGUUGCACUGCUGUGACACUGCUGGACUCAAUAUUGACUGUUUGAAAACAAAUGUUUAGUACUGAUACCGCAGAGCCAGAAAUAUUGCUUUUUUUUUUUUUUUUUUUUUAAACACGUUUCCAAAAUGACCCACAAUGCCACUCAGUGAUUGAGUGAUGUCACUGGAGGCAGUUCAUCGGUUUACAUCCAGCUUCCUCUGGAGCCACAGAGCCACCCUUAAUACUUCCUUUUCACACAUGCAGAAGUACUUUGCAGGUCCUGCAAACACAUUUUGAUGUCUAAUAUUUGUGGAGUUUCCCUUAAAACACUUGGACCAUUCUGUUGCCUUCAUCAUUCUUCCUUAUUACAUCAGAAAUUUGCUUCUUACCAGUCGGCUGAGAUUUUUUUUGCGUUGAGAUUUCUCUGGACUUUUAUAUGAAUCGUCCCUCGUUGCCAUAUGAAGCCUUCAUUAACAUAGCUAAGGUUUACUUGUGCACUUUGUCAUAUUUGUCUUGUCUGUUACCUACUCCUCGAGCACACUACAAUGUUUGAAGAAGCAGGGUGUGUCCCUGUGCCGAUCUCUCGUAGUGCUUGCAUGUGUCCUUCUUCUCGGAGUGGCUUAGGCGAUAGAAGCUCCAACCACCUACAUGCUAGUCCUGUGAAUGUCCUAAAUUCAUUAAGGAAUGUGAUUUGUCACUCGCAGCAUGAGCCAUUUUACAUAGGAUCAUGUUACUCUGUGGAAAGACGCACCGUUUCGCGUGCUAGUGUGAAUCGUGCCUGAACUUUUUUCAAUAGUCUAACAAUGUGAAAAAAAGCAAUCAGAUCUAUGUUUUCUAAUUAUUUUGUGUACAGCUCUAUUUAGGUAGACUUCAAAAUAUAACAAACAGAUGUAUUUUUAUGCUAAUGACAUUGCGCGGCUAUUUUACUGGGUAAAAGCUUACUGAACCGACUUCAGCUGCUGUAAAUAAUCCUUUAAAAAAUGUAAAACAUAAUUGCUUGUCAUUUGACUUUACUGUGUAUGUACAUGUACUUUUCUCUCUCUGAAUGUAAUAGAAUAACACAGCCUGACUUGUUUGCACAGCCAGAAUCCUCCCGUGACUCCUGAAACAAGAAAUUAACAAUCCUGUAAUUGCCUGUAAUUUUGAUAUUAAGCAAGUGUUUGUUUAUUGGAGUGCGGUGCGAUAAACCUUUUGUUGUUGUAACUCCAUUUCCUAGUGACAGUAUGAGUGAGUAAGUCAUUUUGUGAUGGGGAUGGCUGCCAUGCUCUUGUUUAGCGUUGUGGGAGGGAGGGGGGUAAACAGCUUGUCUAAUUUCAGGGUUUUCUUCAAGCUUGAUUUGAGAAGUGAGAGCAACGAACGGGUCUUUAUCAUGUUCUCACUUUUGAUGUCAGGAACUACUGAAUCGUACCAUUGUUAUUGUACAAACGUAUCAUCAGCAUUAAAUCCACUUGGAACAAAAUUCUCAAAUCA